AUGUUACUGGCAGGAGAAAGCUUUGCAGAAUUCAGAUCUGCAGGAACUGAUGAUGGUUUCACCGAUUUUAAAACAGCCGAUAGUGUAUCACCACUAGAGCCACCGACAAAAGACAAAACUUUUCCACCAUCCUUCUCCUCAGGAACUAUACAACAGAAACAACAAACACAAGUGAAAAAUCCUCUGAACUUAGCAGACCUAGAUAUGUUUUCCUCAGUUAAUUGCAGCAGCGAGAAACCAUUGUCUUUUUCAGCUGCAUUUAGCACAUCAAAAUCAGUUUCCACACCACAGUCAACAGGUUCUGCUGCUGCUACGACAGCAUUGGCAUCAACGAAAACUUCUAGUUUGGCUGAUGAGUUUGGAGAAUUCAACCUUUUUGGGGAAUAUUCUGGUCUACCACCUGUUGGGGAGCAGGAUGACUUUGCAGAUUUUAUGGCUUUCAGUAAUAGCUCUAUUUCAUCUGAGCAAAAGCCAGAUGACAAAUAUGAUGCCCUUAAAGAGGAAGCCAGUCCUGUUCCUCUAACCAGCAACAUGGGCAGCACAGUGAAGGGUGGACAAAACCUAACUGCUGUGUCUACCAAGUAUGAUGUCUUCAGACAACUUUCUCUGGAAGGGUCUGGACUAGGUGUUGAAGACCUAAAAGAUAACACUCCUUCAGGAAAAAGUGAUGAUGAUUUUGCUGACUUCCACUCCAGUAAAUUUUCUUCCAUAAACUCGGACAAAUCCCUGGGAGAGAAAGCAGUGGCUUUCAGACACACCAAAGAAGACUCUGCAUCAGUGAAGUCCUUGGAUCUCCCUUCCAUUGGUGGCAGCAGUGUCGGCAAGGAGGACUCUGAAGAUGCACUCUCUGUUCAGUUUGACAUGAAAUUGGCUGAUGUGGGAGGAGAUCUUAAGCAUGUCAUGUCUGAUAGCUCUUUGGAUUUACCAACAGUUAGUGGCCAGCAUCCUCCUGCUGCAGAUAUAGAGGACUUAAAAUAUGCUGCUUUUGGAAGCUACAGUAGCAAUUUUGCAGUGAGCACACUUACAAGCUGUGACUGGUCAGACAGGGAUGAUGCAACUCAGGGCAGAAAACUCUCUCCAUUUGUCCUCUCAGCAGGAAGUGGAUCCCCCUCAGCCACCUCAAUUCUUCAAAAGAAAGAGACUUCAUUUGGCAGUUCUGAAAACAUCACCAUGACAUCUCUCUCCAAAGUAACAACCUUUGCAAGUGAAGAUGCUCUUCCAGAGACCACCUUCCCAGCGUUUGCCAGUUUUAAAGACAUGAUUCCUCAGACCAGUGAGCAAAAGGAAUAUGAAAGCAGAGACUAUAAAGAUUUCACAAGACAGGACCUGCCUACAGCUGAACGGAGCCCAGAGGCCACUUGUCCCAGCCCAGCGUCCAGUGGUGCCUCUCAAGAAACCCCCAACGAAUGUUCAGAUGACUUUGGAGAGUUUCAAAGUGAAAAGCCCAAAAUCAGCAAAUUUGACUUCUUAGUAGCCACUUCACAAAGCAAAAUGAAAUCCAGUGAAGAAAUGAUCAAAAGUGAGCUGGCAACCUUUGACCUUUCUGUUCAAGGUGAGUAGCUUCCAAGGUAGAUUUUACUAUUGCGGUUUUUUUCCACUGAGAUGUUAGAUGUUCUUAAGAAUAAAAUGUUGCUCCCUGGUUUAGCAGGAAAUAGAUUUUUCUAAUCUUUGAAAUCCGGGUCAAUUACAGAUAGCUAUAAUAAAGAUUUCCCUGAGACUGGAGUCAAAAUCAGUAUCCCUCAGAUAACUGUUUUAUGGGCUAAAAACAAGCAUAGCAUACAGGUAUUGUUCAUUAGCUCGUUUGGUUAGAGGUGCGCUGUGUUAAAAGAGCCAGAUAAAUGGGUUUGAGCCACUUGAAGGCACGUUAGCUCCGCUCAUGUUCCCGGGGCACAGAUAAUGUCUUUGAAUCCAAAGGUUGCAAUGUGGUGGCCGUGGAUCUGCAUCCAGCCUGCAUAUCACAUUGACCCACACAAGAGAUUUUUAAGUAUGAAGUAAUUGCCAGUAUUUAAAAGACAUGAGAUUUCCCAAUCUGGAUUUCCACCUUUUCUUGAGAAGUCAUAAUAUCUGGCACUAGUAGGUCUGCAUUCCCAUAUGCUGACAAGCAGCUGGAGCCAAAAGCACCGCUCCCUGUAGAUGGGUCAUUCUCUCUCUCUUGCCAUAAUCUCCACCGCUUCCUGUCUCAGCGGACCUACUUAGGGUAUUCACUUUCCUUGCCUGGUCUCUGAAGGCAUUUGAGUUUGCCUCUUCUGCUUUAAUCGCAUCCUGACUGAAGGAGUUGUGGAUUUCAGCUGGAUGGAGAGCCUGCGAAGGAACUCGGUUACAAAUCCAUAACAAAUGACUGGAAAAGCUGCACAACUUUACACACGGGUAUUUAGAAAGGUGCUUUUGUUCUCCAGACUCCAGUGAUUCUGCACUGAGCAUUAUGGAAGACUUGUGAUAGAUCAGAGAAGAGUCAUGUUGAAAAUAAAAGGCAGGGAAACCAAGCAAGAGAGAACAGUGGAAAGAAUUCAACAUGCAACUUCCCAGAAAGAAUGAAUGAGGAAUGUGUUUGUGAAUGCCUCAUGACAUAAGCAUCUGAAGAAGAGGGUUGUGGGCUGGGUGCGGUGGCUCACAUCUGUAAUCUCAGCACUUUGGGAGGCGGAGGCAGGCGAAUUAACUU
Cercocebus atys (sooty mangabey) is the source of this 2659-nucleotide messenger RNA. Its product is annotated as synergin gamma-like. Gene Ontology annotation, cellular component: clathrin coat of trans-Golgi network vesicle. The record is from RefSeq and is a predicted model, not a curated record. The coding region runs from base 1 to 1560 and encodes 519 amino acids. The transcript is spliced from 3 exons. NCBI's taxonomy places the organism in Eukaryota, Metazoa, Chordata, Mammalia, Primates, Cercopithecidae.